Molecule: messenger RNA, 684 nt
Organism: Chanos chanos (milkfish)
Lineage: Eukaryota; Metazoa; Chordata; Actinopteri; Gonorynchiformes; Chanidae
Product: GTPase IMAP family member 6-like
Exons: 3
Coding region: 1-684 (227 amino acids)
Molecular function (GO): GTP binding
Source: RefSeq, a predicted model, not a curated record
AUGGGGACAUUUGAAUCAGGGAAGAGUUCAACAGGGAACAUCAUUCUUGGUAGAGACGCAUUUGAUGAAGUAUCAGGACCAAACGAAUGCAGGAGACAAGAUGGCAGAGUGCAAGGAAAAACCAUCACUGUGGUUGACACACCAGACAUUGUCCCGUUUUCAUUUACUGAACAGAAGGCAGAGAUGGAAAAGAGCCUCUCCAUGGCUCCUCCUGGACCCCAUGCAUUUCUGCUGGUAAUCGACAAAAAUCAAAUGAUGAGCUACGCCACUAGGGACUUCAUCAAUGAACUAAAAGAGAACUUUGGUGACGAAAUCUUGGAAUUCACAAUAUUUCUUUUUACACACGGUGUGUUGCGGCCAGAUUUAGCAGAAUUUUUACUGAGGAUGGAUGGAGAACUCCGGAGUCUCAUAUCCAGCUGUGGUGGCAGAUACCACAUCCUCAACACUGAAGAGACAGAGGACCAGGGUGAGGUCACAGAGCUGCUGAAAAAGAUAGAGGAUUUAGUGGAACGUUUACUGAGGAUGGAUGGAGAACUCCAGAGUCUCAUAUCCAGCUAUGGUGGCAGAUACCACAUCCUCAACACUGAAGAGACAGAGGACCAGGGUCAGGUCACAGAGCUGCUGAAAAAGAUAGAGGGUAUGAUGGAGAAGAAUGGAGGACAGUAUUACACUAACGAGAUGUGA